This is a messenger RNA of Cicer arietinum (chickpea), 616 nucleotides long. The record is from RefSeq and is a predicted model, not a curated record. NCBI's taxonomy places the organism in Eukaryota, Viridiplantae, Streptophyta, Magnoliopsida, Fabales, Fabaceae.
GUAAUUUUUUUUGUGUGAUGGCAAGGUUGUUGAAUUUGUUUAACAGUAUACUGGAAACCAACACACAACCCAAAAAAGGAAGAAUGGUUGGGAAAAACUAUUUAUGUGCAGAUUGGAAGCAAGAGCUAGUUACAUUUUCAGAGUUCCUUGAGCGGAUAAGGUCGCAUGGCUGUUCUCCUGGUGGUCCUACAUAUCUUGCUCAGCAUCCAUUAUUUGACCAGAUAAAUGAGCUUCGGAAAGAUAUCUUUAUUCGCGACUAUUGUUUUGCUGGUGGAGGGGAGCUAAGACCUCUCAAUGCUUGGUUUGGUCCAGCUGGAACAGUAACACCAUUACACCAUGAUCCACAUCAUAACAUACUAGCACAGGUUGUCGGGAAAAAGUACAUUCGGCUUUAUCCAGCAUCUAUGUCUGACGAACUUUUUCCCUACUCGGGCACCAUGCUUAGCAAUUCCAGCCAGGUAUUUAGGUUUCUUAACUGUAAAAUUGAGUUAUUUCCUGUACAGUCUACUUGUGCCUUUGCUUGGAAGAAUACCAUAUCACUGCAACCCAUUUGAAUGGCCAAAUAACUCUUGAAGUAUUUCAUUAAUUCAGUAUAUUUUCUUACUGUCUUAUUUUU